Molecule: messenger RNA, 627 nt
Organism: Kazachstania africana CBS 2517
Lineage: Eukaryota; Fungi; Ascomycota; Saccharomycetes; Saccharomycetales; Saccharomycetaceae
Gene: ERP1
Product: Erp1p
Exons: 1
Coding region: 1-627 (208 amino acids)
Biological process (GO): intracellular protein transport; Golgi organization; endoplasmic reticulum to Golgi vesicle-mediated transport
Cellular component (GO): endoplasmic reticulum-Golgi intermediate compartment; Golgi apparatus; endoplasmic reticulum
Source: RefSeq, a predicted model, not a curated record
AUGAUUAAAUUAGUGAAUUUGGUGGCAUUAUUGGUGACCUUGAUAGUCCAAGUCCAAGGUUUCUAUUUUUACACUUCUUCCAACGAACGUAAGUGUUUUCAUAAGGAAUUGACAAAGGGUAAUUUAUUACAAGGCCAAUACAAAUUAUCAGCACAACAGAACGAUGUCAGUAUCACAAUUGACAUCGAAGAAGUCUUUGACAACAACCAUCGUGUUAUGCAUCAAAAGAUGGGCUCAUUGAAUGGUGAAUUCGCAUACAAUGCCCUUGAUUCAGGUGAACAUAAAAUUUGUUUCCAAACUUCCUCUAGUUCAUGGAUAAAUAAAGAGAAGAAUAUCAAAUUUGAAAUUGAUAUGGAAAUUGGUGAUGAUCUUGAUUUAGAUUCUAAGAAGACUGCCACUAUAAAAAGUUUACAGAACAAAGUUUUUCUUCUAACUGCUAAAACUUUACAGAUUAAAAAUGAACAAAGAUUAAUGAGAGAUAGAGAAGCCAUGUUUAGAGAUCUUUCUGAAAGCUGUAACUCAAGAGCCAUGUGGUGGACUGUUCUCCAAAUCGUGGUCUUAGGCGCUACUUGUUUCUGGCAAAUUAAGCAUUUAUCAACAUUUUUUGUCAAACAAAAAGUCUUAUAG